AUGGUGGAUGAUGGUGGAGAAUUGUCGAUCUUCUUCUCCAACUAUGAAGAUAUAAUCGUCGAGAUACUUUCAUGGCUACCGGUUAUAUCUCUCCUCCGAUUCUGUUGUGUAUGCAAGUUAUGGCGUGCCUUAAUCUCCACUUCCGAUUUCAUCGCCAAGCACCGAGGACGUACAAACCACAACGAUAACAAUAAGAAUAUCUUGAUCAUCUUUGAACGUCCCCAUCACUUUCGUGAUCCCCCAUCUCGAUUUCCCCAAAUCGUUGACUACCUAUCACUGAAGAAGAAGUACGUUGUCUCCAGCGUCUCCGCCUCCGCGUCUGCAGCAGCAAUACGUAGAGACCUUGAAGAUGAAUUUCCAGAUGAUACUAGUCUCAACGAUUCAUCCGUUGUGGGUUCUUUCAAUGGCCUCAUCUGCCUACUACUUGAACCCCCACGUGAUGACUGGUCUCACUCAGCAUGA
Malus domestica (apple) is the source of this 462-nucleotide messenger RNA. RefSeq lists its product as uncharacterized. Gene Ontology annotation, molecular function: protein binding. The record is from RefSeq and is a predicted model, not a curated record. Lineage: Eukaryota; Viridiplantae; Streptophyta; Magnoliopsida; Rosales; Rosaceae.